CACAGCUCAUUGUAAGCAAUCAGGCAAAUACAAACUUGCAGUUGUACAGCAGGCAGGCAGGCAGGAACGUCUGACGAUAGACAGACCACCACAUAUUUCACCUUCCACACACUUGUCAGGAGAAGACCUGCAGAUGCACCUGAGCAGAAGCCUUGCAUCACCUCAACUCCUCCGACAGACCGACCCCAGGGACCGGGACACAUGUUUUUUUUAAGGGCGCCGAAGGUGUUUUGAGUUGGAAGUUAUAAUGCUGCCCGUUGUUUGUUUAGUGUUCUUCCUGGCAGGUUCAGGUCAGGCCCAGAGUCAGCGUCGGACCCCCAGGCAGGACAGCUCAGCCACGCCGUGGCGGCAAGUGAUCCAAUGGGAGAACAACGGUCGUGUAUUCAGCCUGCUCAACAGUGGGUCUGAAUAUGUUCCAGUUGGGACAGAUGCCCAAGACCGAGAUCACAGGAUAGUGGUCGCCGACACCCGCCCUCAGUCUUCCCGAAGACCCCAAGGUGGGAACGUCCGCAGGCAGGCGCCUUCACGGGGAUCUUCUGAGACUAUCCGGGGGCAGGCCAGGCAUCCUUUUGGUUUUGGGCAAGUACCUGAUAACUGGAGGCAAACAUCAAGCUCCACAGGUGGGAUUCCCUUCCAGAGGGCCUCCGGUACUCGGACCAGACAAUCCACUGGCUCCUCAUCUUACCCUUCAUCUCCUUAUAGCAUUCCAUCCUACCCUCAGUAUCCCAUUCCUCAACAGCCCGUCUACCAACCUGUGCCCUUUGAGCCUAGUUAUGCAGAGGGCCCAUACAGGAGCUAUGAACCACCAUUUCAGCCAGUUCCUGGUGGGAGCUAUAGCGGCGGAGCUUAUGCCGGCGGACAGGGGUUUACCGGUGGGGGGUACGGUGUGGCUCCUAUACUGCCCCCCUCACAACCUGAAUUCACUGAUGAUGGUUACCAGUUCUAUCAGUCUUAUAGUUACGGAGCGAGCCCUGCAGUCCCCCCACAGGCGCAGCCACCAUUCUCAGAUGGACUGGACCGCAGAUACACUCACAGUCUCUACAACGAGGACUCUGCCGCCUCCGUCCCAGAUAGCAGAGUGGACCGGACAAGCCAAGAUGAACAAGCACCGGUACGGAGUCCACAGUAUGAGCAAUUCCCACCGUUUGCAAGACCGCAGCCUCCCUUCCUGCAGCCUGUUCCAUCUGGCAGAAACUCUCCAAACUCUGCCAUUGAGCAAACCAAUGUUGGGGGCAUAUACCAACAAGAGCAAAGAGGUUUGCCUGACCUGGUUCCAGAUGCUAACUAUGUCCAGGCUUCAACAUACAUUCAGAGAGCUCGCAUGUACUCACUGCGCUGUGCUGCUGAGGAAAAGUGCUUAUCAAGUUCAGCAUACGCACCGGAGACCACCGACUAUGAUGUACGAGUUCUACUGCGGUUCCCACAGAGAGUGAAGAACAAGGGCACUGCUGACUUCAUGCCCAAUAGGCCACAUCAUACAUGGGAGUGGCACAGCUGCCAUCAGCACUAUCACAGCAUGGAUGAGUUCAGCCACUACGACCUGUUGGAGGUCAGCACUGGCCGAAAAGUGGCCGAAGGACACAAGGCCAGUUUCUGUCUGGAGGACACCACGUGCGACUUUGGACACCUGAAGCGUUAUGCCUGCACUUCGCACACUCAGGGUUUGAGCCCAGGUUGCUACGAUACUUACAACGCUGAUAUUGACUGUCAAUGGAUUGACAUCACUGACAUCAAGCCUGGAAAUUACAUACUAAAGCUCAAAGUGAAUCCCAAAUUCCUGGUGAUGGAAUCUGAUUUUACCAACAAUGUGGUCAGGUGUAACAUCCACUACACAGGACGUUCUGUUACGACAACUAAAUGCCAGCUCGCACAGUCAUGACCAGGCACUGGAAGGCCGAACAACCACACUCGAGUGACCAUGACUGCUCUUCCACUGGAAUGUGAAUGGAACUCGUCGACUCGCUGUAGAUGUUUGUUUGUCUUUGGUGUUUUAUUUUUCUUGGAUUUGGGGCAACCCAUGUGAUGGAAGAAGAAGAAUCCGCUUUGGCACUGAUUCAAUUGGUUAGUUUGGGCUAAUCUCUGACACGGUGGGCAAUUUACAGCUCACAAAUAAUAUAUUACCCUUUAGAUUAUUUGAUCCAGAACACCAUGUAAAUCCUAAAACUUUUUUUUUUUUUUUUUUUUUUUUUUAGAAGAAAAAUAAAAUACAUCAAAUGCGCUUAAUAUUUAAUGUUUUUGUAACUUAAUGCACAUCAAAAGUAGAGUAUGAAGAAAAACAACACCUUUUUUAUGAUCAUGUUUCAUAAUUCAUUUUAAUUUGCUAUGAAGUUGUUAUAUCUCAACUUCCACAUUCUGACAAGACUCCUCAUAGUGAUAUCAUCCUCGAAUUCUGUUACCAUGCAAUGUGGAAGCACGCAUCGAUUUUAAUAGGUGUGUGCUGACAAGCCACACUCCCUGAAGAGUUUCUAGUUGAACUAUGAAUAAAAAAUGAAUCAGACCAGUGAUGGAAAAUAAGGAAUCAUGUAAACAUUUAACUAUAAAAUGCACAUUGGCUGAAAAAUUGAAACAUUUUUUUUUUCCAUCAGGACAAAGGGUAGUAACUGUAGUACCUUUUGUUUAUAGAAUUCAUGGUUAUUCAUGGUCAUGUUUUGUAUUUGUUCAAGUUAUAACCGCCAUUCUAAUCAAUGUGAACAUUUUAUGUCUGACCGUUUUUACACUAGUAAAUGCAACAAAAAACAACCUAUACCACAAUGAAAGUGGGUAUCAAAAUACUUCAUAGCUCCUUUGGUUUUCUUUUGGGGUAAAUUUCAGGAUGUGUAUUUCUUAGUUUUAACCAAUGAAUUUCAAUGUUUCAGAAUGUACAGUAUGACAAAAUUCAAUAAUAUCCAUACAUUUCUGUGACUCCAUCAGACUCACUGUAUCAAAAACUGAAUUUUGUCAAUUAAUUUCAAACUGAGUUCAACAAAUCUCUAACUUUUUAUGUGGAUGGAGUACACCAGUAGUUUGUUUUUUUUUACAUCUUCAAAUAUGGCUUUAACAUGCAGUUGUUUUUAAAUAAAACUCAACCUCAAGGUGCUCUCUCAUAAACAAAGCUCAUAAUAAUUGUAUGUAAGCUGUAUGAUUACACUGUCUUCAAAUACCAACACUGGUCAGGUGGCACAUAUGAUCAUCAAUGCCUUUUGUGGGUGGAAUAAUGUACAUGUUUAUAAUUCCACUGAUGCACGACUGACUUCAAUAAUGGAAAAAAAGUUUUGAUAUUAAUGUAUUUGCUCAAUAUGUGACUUUUCUGGGUUAUCAGAAUUUGUAUGUGAUCAUGGGGGGGAAAUUAAAUGCUACAAACUUAGUACUACUUGUGACGCCCUAAUAAACAAAACAAAACAAACAAAACCAGCAUUUUCAUUCAACUCUCUAUCCGAACCUCCUGCUAAUCACUGGAAACUUCAUUAGGUACACCCGCUGAAUGUAAUCUUUGUAAUUGCUUUUUUUUUUUUUUUAAACUCAUUGACAGCCAUUGACAGCGAUAGACACGUGUCUAUUUUGACUGGGAGUGCUGGCAGUAAAUGUUUACUGUUCAAAUUGAUUUUACAUGCAUUGCUGUCAAAGAGUUUACAGAAUUAACGCAAUAAAUGUCAUAUAAUAAAUAAAUAAGUGUCGCCAAAUGAGAA
Corythoichthys intestinalis (scribbled pipefish) is the source of this 3665-nucleotide messenger RNA. RefSeq names its product lysyl oxidase-like 1 (gene loxl1). The transcript is spliced from 7 exons. NCBI's taxonomy places the organism in Eukaryota, Metazoa, Chordata, Actinopteri, Syngnathiformes, Syngnathidae. Gene Ontology annotation, biological process: peptidyl-lysine oxidation; collagen fibril organization. Gene Ontology annotation, molecular function: copper ion binding; protein-lysine 6-oxidase activity. The record is from RefSeq and is a predicted model, not a curated record. The coding region runs from base 248 to 1879 and encodes 543 amino acids.